Messenger RNA from Colletotrichum costaricense, 243 nucleotides. RefSeq lists its product as uncharacterized. The transcript has a single exon. NCBI's taxonomy places the organism in Eukaryota, Fungi, Ascomycota, Sordariomycetes, Glomerellales, Glomerellaceae. The record is from RefSeq and is a predicted model, not a curated record. The coding region runs from base 1 to 243 and encodes 80 amino acids.
AUGGUAGGGUUAUAUAGAUCAUGCGGUGUAGCAUUCUAUCUACUGGGCCUCGUCAGGCUACCCUCCCUUCGUCUCCCGGGGUUUGCCCUAUUUUCCUGCUUUCUCCUUCAACCUGGCCUGGACCCAAGGUACUCAAAACCGCCGGCCGGCUUCAGGUCACAUCAAUCCCAUUUCCCAAAUUGGAUUUCUCGCUCUUGCCUCCCUGGAAGAAAAAAAAAAGAAGUGCUCUGUUUCCCUUGGUAA